AUGAAGAAAUUGAAAGUGGUGCCUGUCGAGUUGAUUAGGUAUUCCGAAAAUGGAGCCACUUUGUCGCCCACAUGCCUUCAAGAUAUUCCUGCUGACUCAACGGAGGUGAAAUGGCAGAAAAGUGAUCUAGGAUCAGAUGGUUAUUUCCCGGCGAAGAUUUUAUGCUUCGGUGGUACCGUGGAAUCAACAAUUGCAACGGCAAAGGUUAUGGGCCAUAAGCUUGGAGCCGAUUCCGUUCUCCUAGAACCUCUGCGCACAAAACUACUGACCCCAGAGAGUCCUAAGGAGAAGAACGAUCGAAAGUCCAGGGCAUUAAUCAAGAGGAAAGCACCCAUUUCUUCAGAAGAUCCUGUGCGUAGCAAGAAAAAGAGAAAGGCUCCACAGAAGGAGAAGAGAGCUGAUGUUGAGCAGGGUCAGAGCUCAAAACAAAAGAAAAAGAAAGCACCUCUAAACAAGCUCGCUGCAGACCCUAUUGUGGCAGCACGUUUGAAAGAUGCAUUGGAUUUGGCUUUGACCUCAAACCCACUUUGCCUAGACCACCUAUCUAAAUUAGAGAAAAAUGAUGCCUCUUUACAGGAUGGGCCUCUGAAGCUAGAAAGUAUUGAUCAAGACGUUCAAAAGAAGGCAUCAGAAUCUGUGUUCGAAUCUGUCAAAGCUCAAGUCAAAACUGCUGCAGGGAAACCUUCUCUGGUCAAGCCUCCAUUCAAAUCCUCUCCUGUCAAGUCUCCAUUCGAAUCUUCUCCUGUUGUAUCUCCAUUGAAACCUUCUCCGGCCAAAUGUAACUUCAAACCUUCUCCAGCCAAAGCCCAAUUUAAACCCUCUCCAGCCAGAGUCCAAUUUAAACCUUCUCCAGCCAAAGUCCAAUUUAAACCUUCUCCAGUCAAAGUCCAAUUUAAACCUUCUCCAGCCAAAGUCCAAUUUAAAUCUUCUCCAGCCAAAGCCCAAUUUAUACCUUCUCCAGCCAAAUCUGCAACCCAAGAUGUCUUCGAAGGGAAUGACGCAGACUUAAAUCCAACUCCAGUUAAGAAGACACUUUUUGGAAUCUCUUCUCCAGGAGAGUCUGUCACACCUUCAACACUUGGAGUCAAGAAGUCUAGUGACUCCUUCUCUGAGGAUGACGACUCCAACACUACAGUUAAAGCUUCCAGUGAUUCAAGCCCUGACCCAUCAAGUGAGGACUCAAGUGAGGGAUCUAGUGGAAGCAAUGACCCAGUGUGCAAACUCUCUGAUGACAAGGAGCAAUUACGACAGAAACUGCUCACUUUAAAAUUGGAGAACCAAAAUCUCAAGACCCAGCUUUCAGUAGUGUGGGGUGAAAAAAAGAAAGUGGCUGAUGCCUCAGAAAAAACUGUUGAAGCUCUUAAAGAAAAAUUGAUUAAAGUGCAAGAAGAACUGAAGCAUGAAAAGAGUAGGAACUUUGCCCUCCAAGAAGCUCUUGUAAAGACUUCCAGCUCUCAUUCAGUGUCUCGUACUCUACAUUUUGGGAAAUCUGCUGAAUCUCCCAAGCACUCAGGAACCACAGAUUUAUCAGACCCUUCCCUUCCACCAAAUAAUGAAGAGGAUGAUAAAUCCAAAGGCACUGCUCCUGACCAGAAGAAAGAUAGCAAGAAACAAAAAUCUGGGAAAAAAUAUAUUGAGAGCAAUGCCUUGCCCAUAGAUAGUUCAUGUCAGAAGGUUCUUAGUUAUUUGAACAAAACUGAGAUUCCAAUUUUAGACAAAAAAGGAAACGUUGACAUUGGCAACGAUGUUGUGAUAAACUAUAAAGGCAUGAUGGAUAUUCUUAGGAGCAAGACUGAGCCAGAGACAAUGGCACGGAACUUGACUUUGCUAACAUGGGAUUCAAAAGAGAGGGCAUCACGAUCCCUGGAUGGAAAGAUCAGCAACAGAUACCCGAAUGCCCCCAAAAAAGCAGCAGCCACUCCAAGCAAGGUUAACUCAAUCUUAGGAGCUGUGAAAGCUUCUCUGCUGAAGGCUGGUUCUCAAGAAGGGCCAAUGAUGAGUACAACCCUCUUUGCGUGCCGACGGGGUAUUGGCAACAGGUUUAAUGAAACAUCCAAUCAGUCCAAGAAGAGUCCUAAUUAG
Thrips palmi is the source of this 2082-nucleotide messenger RNA. Its product is annotated as nucleolar protein dao-5-like. The record is from RefSeq and is a predicted model, not a curated record. The coding region runs from base 1 to 2082 and encodes 693 amino acids. The transcript has 11 exons. Lineage: Eukaryota; Metazoa; Arthropoda; Insecta; Thysanoptera; Thripidae.